AUGCCGCAACCAUUGAAAUACCCUGAACUGGCACAUCUACCCCCCGAUGAGAAGCACAAAGAACAACAGCGCAAAUGGCACCAGGCGAUAAACGCCGACCCCGAGAAAAAGGCCAGACGACGGGAACUCAAUAGACUAAGUAAACAGAGAUCGCGCGCACGGAAAAUGGACACGGAACAGCAAGAAACGGAAGGACAGCCUUCUCGAAAGCGGCGCCGUACUGCAGCAACUACAAACUCUGCAGCGGGACCUUCCAACAUCGCGGAGCCGUUCAAUGCCCCAGAUAUUACCGAGCCCUCCACCUCCUCUCACCAGCCAUUUGUUUCUAUCCCUAUCGAUCCCGCACUCUUACCGCAGCCACCCAACAAUACCGAGGUCACCACCCGCCGCGCAUGCGAUGCUGCCACGGCGACGGUACAUCCAAGUACUCGCGAUAUCAUGGUGACGACCGAAACCCCACACACGUGUGACGUAUCCGUCAUGACCGAACCUGCACCUGCACCUGCACCUCCCUCGCCAGCUUUGUCGACCCUCACUAACCUCGACAUGGACUUGGCAUCUGAUAUCAUUGGGAUUGAGGUGCCCGAACAGUCGGAGACCAUUCAAUGGUCUGAUGGGCGUACCACGGUACUGCCAUGUAUUUGGGAGGGCGGUGUAAAUAUAUGCCACAACGAUGCCGAGUUCGUCAAAUUCCUUGCCCAGCUUCCGGAAUCCUGUCCUGGUUCAGCGCACGUUGUCCACGCACAUUACCGUGAUUGGAGUUCGAAACCGAUGGAGUUAUGCGAACUCGUUAACGAGGCCCUUCGCGAUGGAAAAGUCUUUCUUCUUCGCGGGCGCCAUAAACCUGAGCCAGCCGCGCUGGAUCUCGACUACCUAGAACGUUACGGUAUAUCGUCUACAAGGCCUAUCGUUGCACACGAUGUCAAAACGCGCGUAGCAGACUUCACAUAUCCGCAAAUGACAAGCACUGUCCAACAGUUCAUCCGCGACAUCCGCGACCCUAACAAGAUACGAUUUGUUCUCGACCUUCCAUUUUUACAGGGGGGUCUCCCAUUCUCCCUCAGCACCAUCGAUCAUGGCAGGGCCGCAUGGAAUCUAACUGUAACUGCCGCGCAAGAACCAGUCCAUCCCGACAACUUCUUUGUGACGGGGUGGGCUUUACUUCACCACGCCGGGGUCCUCACAUAUUUUCACCACGACGCUGACGGGGCAGCCACUCAUGUCACGAUAGAUAACUUUAACGGCACAAAAUUUUGGUGUGUGGCUUUCCCAAAAUAUGGACACAAGAUUCCCCGGACAACGCUCAGUACAAUUGCCGAACUCUUCACCGACCUUGGGAACAACCGCGAGCAGAUCGAAUCCAAUUGGGAUUUCGAAACAGUCACUCUCUUGCCAGGAGAUCUCCUUAUUCAACCUCCUGGACAGUUCCACGCGGUCUAUACACCUGUCGCGACGUUUGCUACCGGCGGUCAUUUCUACAAUCAUCAGUACAUGCAUUUGACGGAACUUUCCCGUUACAUCGACCACUACAAGGGACCCACCUUCACUAACCAGAUUCACGAACACUCAAUCGCCACGUUUGAGCGAAUGAUUAUAAACCUGCCGUACCUACCCCGCCGCGUCACAAUAUACAGCAGGUCUCUCAUCGCUCUGUGCACCAUGGUCAUGGAGUCGGAAAAGUAUGUGGCUGCUGGGACUGGCAAGAGAAAACGGCAGAAGUUGGAAACUGCCAAACAAGCCUUUGCGAUGUCAAAUGCGAUCGUCACACAUUUCUGGACCAACCUCAAGUUGUCAACCAAAAAAUAUCGCGAAGGGAGUCAAAUGCACCCUGGAGAUGCCAUCGAUCGAGACGAACUGAUGUCCUGCCUAGCAGAGUUUACCAUAUCGUAG
Suillus paluster is the source of this 1890-nucleotide messenger RNA. RefSeq lists its product as uncharacterized. Lineage: Eukaryota; Fungi; Basidiomycota; Agaricomycetes; Boletales; Suillaceae. The coding region runs from base 1 to 1890 and encodes 629 amino acids. The transcript has 5 exons. The record is from RefSeq and is a predicted model, not a curated record.